Molecule: messenger RNA, 434 nt
Organism: Bombyx mandarina (wild silkworm)
Lineage: Eukaryota; Metazoa; Arthropoda; Insecta; Lepidoptera; Bombycidae
Source: RefSeq, a predicted model, not a curated record
AUGAUGGUCGAAAUUUCGUGGGGACAGCUAACGAACUACACAUACUUAAGAACUAACAAUGCGUCUCUUUCUGACUUUGCUGCUCAAGAAGGAAUCAAAUUUCAUUUCGUUCCCACUUACUCUCCUCACUUCGGUGGUCUUUGGGAAUCGGGUAUAAAAUCCGCUAAACACCACAUCAAGCGUGUGAUAGGCAAUGGUCAUCUAACCAUUGAGGAACUACAAACUUUAUUUGCACAAGUGGAGGCAAUACUCAACAGCCGUCCCUUGGGUCCUUUAUCCGCCAGUCCUGACGGCCUUUUACCUUUGUCCCCAGGACACUUCCUCAUUGGACGACCACUAACAUCGUUUCCAUCGCCUGAUGUUCAAAAUUUGAACUCAAACAAGCUGCAACGCUAUCAACGUCUUGAACAAAUGCGACAACAUUUCUGGACAAG